CCUCUGUGCCCCCUCUCUCAUUGGCUCCGACCGGGCUGCUGGCUCUCCCUGGUUACACAUUAACCAUGACCUUCAGUCUACUCUGGAAGGACUCGGCAGCAGCAGCAGCAGUAGGCGGCGGGGACUGUUUGUGUCUCUUUGGCUGAUCCGGAGAUUCAUUCAGCUGGAGACUCCCUUUCCCAAAACCACAGCAGCAGGGCUUGGUCACACACCGCACGUCUUCGGAUCCAAGGUGCAGCAGGGUGAGACUUGGGCGCCGCUGUGAUCUGUGAGUGUGUUUCAGCAAGAGCGCUUCCUAAGGCUGGUCCCACUGACUGAGCAGGUGUGACGGACAGCCAGCGCGUGUGUUGCCCCACCAUGACCGCCACCUCCUCCUCCUCCUAACGCACAGAGCACACCAGCAGCAGCCGCGAUCGCAACAGCCGCGAGGGGGGGGGUUGGGGGGAUGAUGACGACCUCCCACAUGAACGGUCACGUGACCGACUCGGGCGGAGGGGGCAGCGGCGACGGCCAGACCGGCGGCGGCGGCGGAGGCGGGCGUCACGAGGGCCCCGAGGAGCCGCAGCAGUGGCACCGCGAGAUGGCCGUGGACUGCCCGGGCGACCUGGGCGCGCGCACGCUGCCCAUCCGCCGCAGCGCCCAGCUGGAGCGCAUCCGGCAGCACCAGGAGGACCGGCGGCGGCGCGAGGAGGAGGGGCGCACGCGCCAGGAGCUGGACCUCAACGCCUCCAUGCGCCUCAAGAAGCUGGCGCAGAACCCCAAGGUGGGCAUCGACAACCCCACGUUUGACCCCAUCGAGGGUCCCGGAGGGCCGCUGGCAGCCCUGCAGGGACUGGGAGGACCCCCUACACUACUAGAGUUGGAGGAGCUGCUGCUCUCCCUGAAGCAGGUGCAGCACUGCCUCGGCGACGAGCAGAGCCGCGAGGACGUGGAGCUGGUGCUGCAGCUGGUGCAGAAGAACGACUUCCAGAAGGCCUUCAACAUCCACAACGCCGUGGCCCAGCACAUGCACCGCGCCAGCCCGCCCUUCCCCCUCACCGAGCGCGCCCAGGGCCUCACGCACGAGGUCCAGUCCAUGCUGCUGUCCACCCAACAUAAAGAGGGCCUGGAACUCAAUGCCCUGCUCUCCUCCCCUAAUUUCCAGGCUCUGAUGCUGGCCCACGAUGGCAUCGCCGAGCAGGAGAUGCAGCUAGAGCCCGCGAGCUACCAGGAUCGGCAGUGCGAGAACCUCACCCAGUGGGGCGGAGAGGCGGUCAAGAUCGUGCGCAUCGAAAAGGCCAGAGACAUUCCGCUGGGCGCGACGGUGCGCAACGAUAUGGACAGCGUGAUCAUCAGCCGCAUCGUGAAGGGCGGGGCGGCCGAGCGGAGCGGCCUGCUGCAGGAGGGAGACGAGGUCCUGGAGAUCAACGGCGUCGAGAUCCGCGGCAAGGACGUCAACGAGGUCUUCGACAUCCUGGCGGAGAUGCAUGGCACUCUAACCUUUGUGCUGAUCCCCAGUCCUCACACCAAACCUCCUCCUCCUGUCAAAGAGACUGUGGUGCACGUGAAGGCCCACUUUGACUACGACCCGUCUGACGACCCGUACGUGCCGUGCCGCGAGCUGGGCCUGUGCUUCCAGAAGGGGGACAUCCUGCACAUCAUCAGCCAGGACGACCCCAACUGGUGGCAGGCCUACAGGGACGGAGACGAGGACAACCAGCCGCUAGCGGGCCUGGUGCCAGGGAAGAGCUUCCAGCAGCAAAGAGAAGCCAUGAAACAGACCAUAGAAGAGGAUAAAGAACCUGAGAAGUCAGGAAAGCUGUGGUGUGCAAAGAAAAACAAGAAAAAGAGGAAGAAGCUCCUCUACAAUGCCAACAGAAAUGAUGAUUACGACAAUGAGGAAAUUCUGACAUAUGAGGAGAUGGCGCUCUACCACCAGCCAGCCAAUAGGAAGCGACCGAUCGCUCUGAUUGGCCCUCCCAACUGCGGUCAGAAUGAACUGAGGCAGAGACUGUUGACCAGUGAGCCAGACCGAUUUGGAGGAGCAGUCCCACACACAACACGUAACCGGCGGGACAUGGAGAUGAACGGACGCGACUACCACUUCGUCUCGCGGCAGGCCUUCGAGAUGGACACCGCCGCGGGGAAGUACAUCGAGUCCGGCGAGUUUGAGAAGAACCUCUACGGCACCAGCACUGACUCAGUCCGGCAGAUCAUCAACACGGGGAAGAUCUGCAUCCUCUGCCUGCACACCCAGUCACUGAAGGUGUUACGAAGCUCAGACCUGAAGCCGUACAUCAUAUUCAUCGCGCCCCCCUCCCAAGAGCGAUUGCGUGCUCUCCUGACAAAAGACAACAGGAACCCAAAGCCCGAGGAGCUGCGGGACAUCAUCGAGAAGGCCCGCGAGAUGGAGCAGAACUACGGGCACCUGUUUGACGCCGCCAUCGUCAACACGGACCACGACAAGGCCUACCAGGAGCUGCAGCGCCUCAUCAACAAGCUGGACACGGAGCCGCAGUGGGUGCCCUCGUCCUGGCUGCGCUGAGCCCCCCCCCCCGCGCCGUGGCAAACACUAACUUCCACACACACACACACACACACGCACACACACACACAAUUGUACUUUAAAGCAUACUUAUUGACAGAUCCUGGCAUGCACGCACGCACACAGGCACCCACGCAGACACAAGCUGUGAUUCAAGACCGCUGGUCCUAUGCUGUUGUUCUAGUGAGGAGAUGGACGGAUGGAGAGAAAGAGAGAGUGAGCUUGACUGGCUUUGAGAAAUCUGUGGUUUAGCAGCCACAGAGUAAGCACACCUCACUCACCUGGCUCGCUCCGCGGGGCCUGGGUGGCUACCUGUGCCUCCGUAGACUCUUCCCUGACAGCAUGAUUUUUUAUCUCCGAUCACGACGUCUCUCUUUAAAUUAACUCCACAUUCCAGAAAUGACGUAAGAAGUAUAUCUGUACCAGCACUUGUUAGCAGCAGUAGAAUGGACUUUUGAGAGUUAUUUAUAUAUAACGUUUUCGGAAGGAUUUUUUUUUUAUAUAUAUAUAAUUAUGAAGGUUGUUCUACUACAUGUUCAAGGAGUAGUUGCACAGCUCCACUUACUGUGGCCUGAUUCAAAGUGUGUGUGUGUGUGUGUGUGUGUGUGUGUGUGUGUGUGUGUGUUGCGUGUGAGUGUUGCGUAAGUGUAAGUGUGUUUACUCCAAUAAUGAACGCACCGAACCGCUGUGACUGUAGAUAAGGGUGGACCUAUAUCUCUCAGUUGGUCUGCUAACUGAACGGCUUCUGAAGACUCUACAGAGACAUUAGCUGUUGGCAUCACUACAGUCGGAGGGAAGAUGUAUUUUCGUCUCGACUCGUUUUCUUUGUCUUUCUUUCAUCUUUUGUUCUUUUUCUCAUUCUCUAUGUGAAAUCAUGUUGGGCUUUUACCUACAAGGCUGUGUUCACCCCUGCUCACCGGAGAGAGGUGAAGCGUUCCACUGAACACGAGUGUCCCCCGUCAGCCAACCAAACUGUUGAAGCAGCACGAAGUCGCCAGUGGAAAGACAGCUGAUUGGCUUGGAUAUUAAACUUAACAGUGGAGUGAACGAGACGGGAAGUCUUGGAUUACUGCGUCUGUGCAGAUCCGGCCGGACACGAGGAGAGUCGGCUGCCCAGCGCAGCCCAGCUCUGCCCUGCUCUGCCCUGUCACAUCCAUUCUCUUCCAUGAUGCUGCAGAACAAGAGCUGACGGCUCGUGUGUAUCUGGCCCUCUUGGUGUUGGUUCUGCGUUGCGUUUUUGUCCACCUGGCCUUAGCAACGCCAACCAGUUCUUCAGCCAGGAUCAUAGCCGGAGCUCACGCCAGCAAGACUUCAGGGAAAAGUGCUUUCUCUUUCUUUUUUUUUUUUUUUUUUUUUAAACAAAUGCCUCUUUCAUAUAUGUGUAACCAUCAGUAUUUUACAGCAAUACGAAAAAGUAUAUAUUAUGGCGUGUAUGUACAUUUCCUUUAAUUGACACUAUUCUCUUUUCGAGUUUGUGUGGUUUUUGUAAUUUAAUGAGUUUCAUGCUGAUAGAGUUGCAAUUUGUAUGUUUGUCUUUUUAAUGUUAUUUUCACUACGUGUUAGAAUCGUGCAUUUAAACUUGUGAUUUUCUUUUUUUGUCAGUGUUUUGUUCAUAGUCCCCCUUUCUGUUAUUUGCGAGAGAAAAAUUAAAUUAAUUAUAAUGGACUUUUAGGACUUGAGUGUAAAAAAAAAUCAGGCUAUUUUUAGAAGUGUGCUUGCGAGUGUGGGUUGAUGUGUGUGUCUAUGAGCGAGAGUGUGGGGCAGUAGUGACACUUAAAUAUAACUGGCAUUGCAUAGAUGCAUACAGACAAGGGACUGUCACUCAACCUACGGGGAAGUAUUAUUGUAUUAUCUCUGCAAAAACGAAUGGAUACACUGGAAACAGCCGAACUCGGAGAGUUCCACAGUAUAUUACUUUCUCUUUUGUUCCUCUUAGCUUGUGAUGAUGUGUAUUUACGAGAUGACCUGCAUGGUAAACAUGUUCAGUAGACAUUUCCACCGCAGAAGGGGGGGUGUGCUCCUUAAUUUUGCUCUGGCAAUCUUACAGUUCUUCCUGUUUGAAAUGUAAUGAAUAGGAUGGUGACCAUGGCUACCCAAGAGAGCCCACAGAUGUACAUGACAAGACAAGCGUAGGCACACCGGCCAUACUGCACUAUCAACAGAAAGCACAAUGGUGAUGAAGCCUGGACUCUUUCAGGAGUGGGGUUAGGAGCUCCCUCUGGUGUGCGUAGAGGGAAUUGACCCUCCAACUCUUCAGCCCAGUUUGGGGCUACUCAGAAUUCCUUUUUUUGAAAUUUCACUCCAGAUUUUUAUCAGGGUUUGAUCUACAGAGCGGACACCCAGAAACAAUUACUGAGCUCCUCUGGAGUAGUUGUGAAAGUUGAUGGUUGCUGCUAGCCUUUGUAAGGUGAGACUACAUUGCCACCUGUUGUUAAUGUCCAGUCUUGUGAGCCAUUUUGGUCACUGUGUGACCACUCAAGCAACACGUCGUUUAACACACUAAUUUAACACGCUACAGACAUCACAGUUGAAUCAAGUCUUCAAUACAGUGCGCUACCAUUUGACUUCCUGUAUUUUCUAGCAUCCACCAUGAUUUUCACAUGAUGCAAACCUCCAUGACUACCUGCGUUGAUUUCUUAAACUGUUUGUUUUAGGUCUUCUUCCAAAUGCCAGCAAGCAUAUCUAACCACACCCUCGUUUAAAAAACGUGAUGUAGAUACAUGCCAAUUAACUGGAAGUAGAACUAAUGAAUGUAAAGUUAUUGUAUGGAAAAAUAAAUCACUUUUCUCUGAGAAUUUUUGUAUGAAUUAUCAAAGUGAAUUAAAGACGAGAUUGGUAGA
Sardina pilchardus (European sardine) is the source of this 5364-nucleotide messenger RNA. Its product is annotated as protein PALS1-like. Gene Ontology annotation, cellular component: adherens junction; plasma membrane. Gene Ontology annotation, biological process: establishment or maintenance of epithelial cell apical/basal polarity; protein localization to plasma membrane; generation of neurons. Gene Ontology annotation, molecular function: protein binding. Lineage: Eukaryota; Metazoa; Chordata; Actinopteri; Clupeiformes; Clupeidae. The coding region runs from base 446 to 2524 and encodes 692 amino acids. The transcript is spliced from 15 exons. The record is from RefSeq and is a predicted model, not a curated record.